This is a messenger RNA of Pygocentrus nattereri (red-bellied piranha), 2281 nucleotides long. RefSeq names its product La ribonucleoprotein 7, transcriptional regulator (gene larp7). The coding region runs from base 282 to 1985 and encodes 567 amino acids. Lineage: Eukaryota; Metazoa; Chordata; Actinopteri; Characiformes; Serrasalmidae. Gene Ontology annotation, cellular component: nucleus. Gene Ontology annotation, molecular function: mRNA binding. Gene Ontology annotation, biological process: RNA processing. The transcript has 13 exons. The record is from RefSeq and is a predicted model, not a curated record.
CGCCCAGAGUCCGACACGCUUAACUUACGGCUGAAAACUUUCAGACUGUUUUUUCUGUUAAAACCGCCUCUGGUUUAAGACUCGAUCAAACAGCGCGCGUCGACAGCGCCGUUUGCGAGAAGAGCGGCCUGGAGCUGUUUGUGCUGCUCGGGAGUUUCUAGAGGAGCUGCGGCGCUGCUGGAGCGUUUCUCCAGUCCGUCAGGAGCGCCGUGUGCUGCUCUCUCGCUCGCUGCUCAUGUGAGGCUGGUUUGAGCUUCGCGCUUUCGCCGUGGCAAACAGGUAUGGCGGACACCGAGAAUAUGUCGAUUGGCGGCGACUUGUCCACCAAGGAGCUGAGUGAGAAGAAGCAAGAGAAUGAGAAAAAGAAGAGGUCUCGGGUGAAGCAGUUGCUGGCCGAUGUAAAGAAACAAGUGGAGUUCUGGUUUGAUGAUGUGAACCUCCACAAGGACAGAUAUCUGAAGACCGUCAUUACGCAGUCAAGAGAUGGAUAUGUUGAUAUAGCUCUCCUAACAACAUUCAAUCGAAUGAAAAAGUUGACCACUGAUAUCAAAUUGAUAGCUAGAGCCCUCAAAAAUUCUCAAGUGGUAGAGGUUAAUCUCGAAGGAACUCAAGUAAGGCGAAAAAACCCAAUUGGGGAUAGUCCAAAAGACGUGGACAGCCGCACAGUAUAUGUGGAGCUCCUACCAUACAACGUAACCCAUGUUUGGAUAGAAAGAGUGUUUAGCAAGUGUGGAAAUGUAGUGUAUGUUAGUCUGCCAAGGUACAGGGUCUCAGGGCAGCCAAAGGGCUUUGCGUUUGUGGAGUUUGAGACGGAAGAGCAAGCACAUAAAGCCAUUGAGAUGUUGAAUAAUCCUCCAGAGGAUGUGCCAAGGAAAGCAGGCAUUUUCCCCAAGACUCAUAAAGGAAAACUUAUCCCUUUUCAUACAGUCCAGGAUGCCACGCAAGAUGAAGAUGAGGAUGGAAAGAAAAAGAAGAAGAAGAAAAAGAAAGCCCGGAGCGAACUGAAAGAUGAUUCUAUUGAAGAAAUGGCAACGGAGAAUGUGACCGACAAAGAGCAUCCUGGUGAAGCUGAAGUGUCCCGUAAGAAAAGGAAACAGUCUUCAGAGGGCACCGAGACAGAGAGUGGCACUGACAUGACUUCAGCCAAGAAGGCAGAGAAGAAAAGACGACGGUCACACAGCUCAGAGGUGUCGGGAGUAGAGGGCCAAGAGGAGAAACCAGCCAAAAUGAGUAAAAUGGAGGAGGAGGCUGGUGAUGCAGAGGAGAUUUCUGAGAACAACAAAGAAAAACAGGAGGAAGAUGGAAAAAAGGAUGAAAAGGAUGAUUCCUUACUGAAGGCCAAGAGGAAGAGAAAGAAGAAACAUAAGGAGAGACUGAAGAUUGAGGAAGAGGUCAUUCCUCUCAGAGUGCUCUCAAAGAAAGAAUGGUUGGACAUGAAGGAGGAGUAUUUAACACUUCAGAAGCACUGCAUGGGAACUCUGAAGAAAAACAUUAAUGACAUCAAUCAAAAAACUAUGGAUUGUGACAAUCCAACUACUGAAAACAAUGAGAAAGCUGAGGAAAAGAAUAAAGCAAAAACUUCUGGCCCUCAGUUUGAGAGUGGAGUCAUUGUCAAAAUCACCCACAGCCAGCCUUUGCCAAGCAAGAAACUUGUCAAGGACACCCUGUCUGAAGUGUCUGCAGUGAAGUAUGUGGAUAUCCUGGAAGGAGAUGCUGAGGGUUACAUCCGAUUUAAUACACAUGAGGAUGCAAAAGCAGUCAUUACAGCUCGGUCUGAACUGCAGAAAAAACACAACUGGAACCUGGAGAUUCUUACUGGUGACCAUGAGCAAAGGUACUGGCAGAAGAUCUUGGUGGAUCGACAGGCAAAACUGAAUCGUUCCAGAGACAAAAAACGGGGCACAGAAAAGCUUAUUUCUAAGGCUGAAAAAAUAAUCAUCGCUCGGGCAAAAGAGGCAAAUAAGCAUAUCUACUUUGAUGACUGAUGGUCAAGUGAGGUUCCACCUGAUGUUAAAGCCUUUUUUCCGUUAGUAAGUUUUGUCAGCACUGUACUUCAACUGUUUUAGGUAGUCUUUUUUUUUUUUUUUUUUUUUUUUACCCCAAAUGCAUUGUUUUGUUUGCAGAUCUAAUUUGACUGUGUUAAAGAUGAAUUUUAAGGUGAAAUUUGUUUUCUUUUUAAUAAAGCAGGAAUGAACAUGUUCAGAUUACCACAGGUGCUUUUUAAAUAAAAAAAAAUGUAGUGGUGCAACUUUUUAAAAAUAAAUUAUUUGUUUUCAUAAAA